GAUCAUAAACAAGCAUGCAUCGAUAUAUACCUACCACUUUUCAAUACCUACCCACAAACCCCACCAAGAUUUGAGUGCCCAUUGUCAACGACUCUCUCUCUCUCCUCUCGCGGCCUCUUGCUUUACUUUGCGUUUUUCUUACUGUUUGGGCUGGCUUGAUUUCUCCGUCUCGCUACCCAGCUGUUUUUGGUUUCUUCUCAAUGAUGGAGGCGAGGCUGUUGAGGGUCGCUUCCCCUGCCAUGAUAACCCAUGAUGGGUCGAAAUUUUCACGGUCAUAUUCGUUCUUUAGCCAUCCCGGUAGGCAAAAUUGCAGCUUUCGGUUCCUCAAUUCGAGAGUUUCAAAGCGUGGAAUUCUAUUGGUUAAAGCUUCUGCAACUUCCAUCAGAUUGGAAAAGAAAAACCGUGUAGAUGAGAGCGAGAGCUAUACUUUAGAUGGGAUAAGAAAUUCUUUGAUUCGGCAAGAGGAUAGCAUUAUAUUUAGUCUGGUGGAGAGAGCUCAGUAUUCUUAUAAUGCAGAGACGUAUGACCCGAAUGCUUUUCUCAUGGAUGGGUUCCAAGGAUCUUUGAUUGAAUUCAUGGUCAAAGAAACUGAAAAGCUUCAUGCUCUGGUUGGAAGAUACAAAAGUCCUGAUGAGCAUCCUUUCUUCCCAGAUGAUUUACCUGAACCAAUGUUGCCACCUUUGCAAUACCCACAGGUUCUGCAUCCCGCUGCUGAUACAAUCAAUAUCAAUGCAAAAAUAUGGAAUAUGUAUUUUAAAGAUCUUUUGCCAAGAUUGGUUAAGGAUGGUGAUGAUGGUAAUUGUGGAUCGGCUUCCUCUUGCGACACGCUUUGUUUGCAGGCCCUUUCGAAGAGAAUUCAUUAUGGUAAAUUUGUGGCUGAAGCAAAAUUUCAAGCCUCGCUCGAUGUCUACGAAGCUGCCAUUCGAGCACAGGACAGGGCCCAACUAAUGGAUUUUCUGACAUACCCUGCAGUGGAAGAGGCUAUCAAAAAGAGAGUAGAGAUGAAAACCAGAACUCAUGGGCAAGAGGUGGCCAUCAAUAAUGGUGAAGAUGGAGCUGAUCCUGUGUACAAAAUUAAACCUAGCUUAGUUGCAGAUUUAUAUGGUGACUGGAUCAUGCCAUUGACAAAAGAAGUUCAAGUUGAGUAUUUGAUGAGAAGACUGGAUUGAAUGGGAGAGAAGAGGUUUGAACCGAAAAAACCCGUGUCUGGGUGAAUGUGCAUAUCGAAGAGGACUAAUAUUUACCCUUCUAUAGUCAUCACGGCCAUGGACACUCAAUUUCAUAUCAUGUAUAAAUCAAAUCCUGUGAGUCAAAUCCGUGAAAAACUAUUUGUUAAAUGGGUUUGAUCAAUCUGUGUAUCCUUUGAACUUAUUAAAAUUAUACUCAAAUUUGAUGUCUUGAGACGAGGGUGGUUAUUUUCGUUAUGACGUGACUCACUAACAUGAAUAAUAAAUGAGUUAUAA
This is a messenger RNA of Ilex paraguariensis (yerba mate), 1463 nucleotides long. The record is from the annotation of a GenBank genome assembly. NCBI's taxonomy places the organism in Eukaryota, Viridiplantae, Streptophyta, Magnoliopsida, Aquifoliales, Aquifoliaceae.